AGCACCAGUUAGCGACAAUCCUUCGUUGCCAUCGGUUUUUUUUGUGAAAUGUUUUUAUAAUAUUUGCGUCUGCUGUGUUUUCUUUAUUCUUCAAUGUUGCUGGUUAUGUGUUUAACUUAACAUUUUAUUUGGAAGAAGAUAUACUUAUCAAUUAAAACGGAGGACGGAUAUAGUUGGCGGCAAAUAUUAUGGAUUGUAUAAAAUUUCCCAACAGACGACAGGAUUUUGAUUUGAAAACCAAUGCGCCAAUUUAUUACCCGACGCAACCACCAUAUAAUCCUGAUUUUGUCAAUGAAACUGAAAUAUUGACAUCGGAAGAAAUAAUGUCUGCCUGGCUUGAGUCGCAGUAUAAUGAUAACAGCGUGUCUAAUCAUGAAGUAGAAUAUUAUGAUGAGUUGAAUGGGUGGGGGCGUCAUCGCCAGUCUCUCUAUGAAGGCGUCAACUGGCCGGUGAGUGAGUUGUGUAAAUCUCACGAUUGCACAUACCGCGCAGCGUUAACGCGUCGUUUGAAGCCUCUGUACCUAAUCAAACAUAAUUUAACUCCAUUUAAUUUUACCUAGUCUCUAUGUUUUUAGUUUUCUUUUGUUUUCAUACUAAAACGAGUGUUCCUUUGUGUUAAAAGCUUACAUUUUUGUUGCGUACAAUAAAAGGUGGAUCAAAGCGGGAAGGGUGUCCGGAAUGCAUCAGAGGUAUAUACCCCGAUCUAUUUCCGGGCGCGCGUGCCGGCCAUGUUUGCGUAGGCGCCGUUCAUUUUAAUCCAAAACAUGCGCGAGAUCGGCCGUGGGGGUUCAUUAGUAGCAGCCACCAUAGCGGCGUUGCACAAUCGCGUAGAUUCGAAAAAUUGUACUGUCAAACCGCGAGUGAGCUCCGCUGAGACGAGAAAUGUCUUACGACCAGUAACGGAGGAAGUUUUUCGUGAGGAUCUCGCACGACGUGCGUCGGACUGCAGUGAACGACCUUUAUCAACAGCGUCAGAGGCUUCUGAACGCGAUUCUGCCUCUGUUCAGUCCAGCGAGGAGCCGCCCCCACAAGAGAGUACGUAAUACACACGAACACUGGACGAGUUAGUGACGUAAUCUAUUUGCUGGAUCGUGGCCAAACCUUAAAUAGAGACGCGUUUUUGACUUGUACAGAGAGUUUGUCACGCAGUGUCAUUUGUGCGGAGCCUCAUGUCCGACCGCGAAUAUUUGACCGAACCCCUUGACGAGGGUGAGGAGCGCGUGGCGGCGGGCUACAUGCACCCCGCCGUGCGCUCCUACAUGUACUCGCCAAUGGGCGGCGAUUCCGAUAGUCCUGACGAGGCGACAGUAAAGUGCACAGCAUGGCCGGACGGCGCUAUCCCAGCUCGAGCAGAAUCCUCUUCCGACACCGAAUCAAGUUCUAGUGAAGACGAUUCCGAAGAACGAGAAUAUGAUAUGCAUUCGAAUGAUGCUGAUUACCAAACAUUGACUCCUAACAGACGAUUGGAUAAUUCUACCAGGCGUGAUGAUGAUUUUAAGUGGAUGCCAACGGGAGAAAUAGUAGGUGAACCUACGCAGCAGACAGAUAUGAAGGAAAGUGAAUAUUCAGGAGCGAGCUUGGAGAGAAGACGUCGUACGCCGGGCGAUCGUAGUGAUCGAGAUCGUAAAACUCGCUCAUCGUUAUCGGCAGCGAAGCCUCCUCAGCAUCCGUCUAGCGUCCGCGCAUCGCCUCGUCCUCGGCGCCCUCGCAACGAAGACACUCCUCCUGAAUUACAGAGGCGAUGGAAUUCCUAUGAACAUUUCCGAUGGCCUGAAGGAGGAUGGUGGCCGCCCAUGUGCUGGUGUCACGGGCCCCCGGCGCCUCCGCCAUGUUGCAUGCAUGACCGCACUUGGCCCUCACACCCUUCACUACCACCGUCACCUGCGCGGCCUUACAAGAACGACGCAGAGGAGCGAGUACGCCGGUUAGAGGCGGACAAGGAGAGCCUACAGCUGCAGGUGCAGGUGCUGUCGGAACAGAUUGCAGCACAGAACGAGAAGAUGAACGACUUGGAGCGCGCGCUCAUCGACGCACGACAGCGGCUCGACGACGCUGACCAGAGGCUACAAAAGGAAAUGCUCCAGCGUUCAUCUCUAGAAACUCAGAAACUGGAACUGCUAUCGAAAUUGAGUGAGGUUAGGCUGCGAGUAGCGGAGCGUGGUCUUCUCGAACGAUCGCCACCGCCGGAGAGCGCUGUCACACCGCUAGCAAGGCCCGCACCACCUAGGACACCGCCAGCAAACUACGGUCGUCAGAUCGAGCGCAACACACACAUGUAUUCAUCAUUGCCUCGAUCAUCGGUGCUAGCCGCGUCGGUGACGGAACGGGUCGCGUUCGCUGAGAAAGAGGAAGCUAUCCCACGCGGCAGUCCAUCGCCGUCGCUGCGGGAAGUCCGCAGUAGACUCGGCAGCGGCGGUGGUGUGCGACUGGAAGGAGAUGACGUCACGCGAGCAUCGCUGCGAGUGUCCGCACCGAGACCGAGGAUGCACCCUAUGCCUUGGCAAACGACCGAUUUGAGACAAUGGGACUGCGACACAACAUGCGGUUGGCUAGAAUCACUCGGGCUCGAAGUAUACGUUCCGGCAGCGAAGGCGUGGCUCGGCGCUACACCGGAAGCUCGCGGAGUUAUGGCGGCCGCGUCGCAGCAAACCAUAGAGAAGGAACUGGCGAUCAAGCAUCCGCUGCAUAAGAAGAAAAUAGUCUUGGCGCUAACGGAUUUAUUGGGCGGCCACGGCGAUCCGAUGCUGACGGCAGCGGGCCAAGUGGACACCGCGUGGACGCUACGUUGGUUAGAAGACGUUGGCGUUUGCGGAGCAAGAGGGGCUGCCAGCGAGGCCGCGCUCGACGGCCGCCUGCUGCACCGCCUCUCCCACCACGAGCUGCACACGCACCUGCGCGUCACCCACGCGCUACACGCGCUCGCCAUACGACGCGGCAUUCAAGUGCUAAGAGACAACAAAUUCAACCCUGAAACAAUGAUUCGGCGCGCAGCGGAAGGCGAGAUUACAGUGAUAAGUGGCAGCGACGCGGAAAGCGGGGAAGCGACUACGCCGAGCAAUGAAUUAGCGAGAUGGUCUUCACACCGCGUGAUGCAGUGGCUGAAGGAAAUAGAUCUGGCGGAGUACGCGCCCAAUUUGCGGGGAUCCGGCGUCCAUGGCGGGCUGAUGCUAUUAGAGCCGCGGUUUACGGCCGAACUAUUAGCGGCGCUGCUCAACAUCCCCGCUUCUAAGACGUUGCUACGUCGCCAUCUCACGCAAAGGUUUAACGACCUCCUUGGCCGCGACGUGAUACAACAGAAGCGGAAUGCGGAACAGACAUUAGGCUACCAGCCUUUGACUGCAACUACCAAAUAUAAGGUGCCAAAGAAGAGUCAGUUUUCGUUGAAGCGCAAGAAGAGUAAGGACGAGCUGGAUCUAGUGGACCUCGUGUGCCCGCUGCACGAUGACUCAGGUGACAUGCCCACGUCGCCAACGAUGAGAGUAAAGUCAGCACCAGCGGGCGUCGCGUCGGCUGUCUAUCCCCCGCGUGACGACACACACGCGCGAGCACACUAGCGCCGCCCAUUACCCCCCUAUACUUAGCCUACCCUUACUACAAACUACUAAGUAGGCACUUAGGCAUAGAGGUAUAAGAAUAGAGUAGGGGAGAUAUAGACUACUAAAAGUGAAAGUGUCCCUCUAAUAGAAAGAGAAAGAAAAUGAGAAACCGCUAGCUUACUCUCUCUAAUCGUGCAUGCGCAUUGGCAACCGUAAGUAUCUUACUAUUUCGAUGUUAUGCCAUUGGAUGCCAUCCGUCACAAGAGAGAGAGAUAGCUAGCGGUCUCUCAUCUUCUUUCUCUUUCUACUAGACGGACACUUUUAGAGCCGCCUUCCCCACUCUAUUCUUAAACCUCUAUGCAAUUAGGCCGUUUGGCCAUCGUGGUCGUCGCCGGAACGUCAACGAGAACAAGAUUAUUUUUGGAUGAUAUAAAGACUCAAAACAAGCACCAAAACAUAGACGUAGUUUAAAUUCAACUCAUAGUAGUAGUCGACUCUUAUAGUCAUCUUUUUUUGCAUAAUUAUGUACUAAGAAAGGGACAAAUAUAUGCGUGCGUACCGCUAUACAAACGUUAAAUUGGAUACCUUGGUUACCUUUACGAUACCGAAUCAAAAAGCGAUGUAAUAUCAAAUGCAACCUGCCAGCACGCCACUAAUACUUUUAAGUUGGGUAAUACUUUGUUUAGAAAUCUUUUCGUUAACCUAUUGUCUAUGGGAGUGUAAGCUCAAAUGUCAUAUUCUAUGCUUUAUUUCUUGUUUUAAGGGUAAACACCACAAGAUCACGUGACGGGCUAGUGGUAAACAAGCGGCUAUAGUAAUAAAUGAAUGUUUCUACCUCGGCGCCGUCAUUUCGUUCUCAUUGAUGUCCCAGUGACGGCCGCAGUUGACAAAUGCUUUUAUGUUACUCUUACUUAUGACGUCAUCGUGGCCAAGCUACCGCCCCUUUACUUACGCUACUUUCAUUGGAUUUCAUGAAGUCAUCAUGAAUAAUGGUAUAGUCAUAGGCAAAGAGCUACCAACAGACUGAGCGCCACUAGCAUCUGUCUAGAAUUUGCUACAUUCGAUUGGAUAAAACAAUCCCAAUCGUUGAGGUACCUACAUCUUCAGAUUAUCUAAACUAUCAAAUGAGGAUCAUUACUAGGUCAGCAAAUCAACUCAAAAUCAAGCUUUUAAUAAGCUUUUUAAUCGGUUCGUUCGUUGCGAUUUUAUAACUAAUUUAAUGGUGGCAUCCUUAGCUCUAUAAAUCUGCAUUCUCAACUAAAAUAGUUACUUAAUAAUAAAACUAAAGCAAAUGGUUUUGUAAGUCGGUAUUUCGAUGUGUAACGAUGACGUCAUAAACUAUAGGGACAGCAAUGAAGUUAGAAGGUAAUCAUGUGGAAAGGGGGGGGGGGUAUGGCCGCGUCUUAAGAGCUUUGGUGCUCAGAGGCUGUGCAUCUGAACCAUCACAUUACUUCGAAAAGGUAUCUUAAUUAACUAUAACAAUCACAUUUUUUACAUCCGUAUUUUACUAUAAAAAACGUCUAAUAAAAUGACAAUAUAUUUGCCGUAGUUUUUGCGAUGAACGUAAACGUAUUUAAUAUUAAAUUUUAUUCGUACACGCGGGCACGAAAUGUGCGAAAGAACUGUACUUUGAAUUAAUAGUAAACAGAACCCUAAGCCGUAGGCAGAUGUACAAAUUCGCUCAAGUUCACGCGGUACCUUUGCUACUGUGAAUCAAAGACAAAAAUACCAUGGAAAUGAAUGUCUAUAAUUUUUUUUCGGUAUACAAGGAGUUUUAUCAGUAUUAUUAGUAAUACUUUUUCGAACAUAUUGAAUUUUAUCAAACAGUUUUGGAACCAAGUUGGUGCUAAAUUUCCGCGUAACUUGAGGGUAUUUAGUCUUUCGACGGCAGAAUAUUAUCAUACGGUAUAGAUUUAAGAUAACGUCUAAUUGAAUUCGAGUCUUACUGCCAAAAACAAAAUAUUGUUUGUUAUAUAGUAGUUGAUAAUUAAGAGAUAUAAAGAGUUUAUUUAUAUUAAGUACUAUUAAAUUAUGACUUAUUAAUGUAGUUUUCUAAAGUCCAUGAGUAUAUUUUAAGUGGUCGAGGUUUAUUUAUUUACUUAACUGUUAUUUUGAGUGAGGGAGUGUGUGUUUGUAACUGAUUUCAGUAUGAGUAUAAAUAAUAUGAUUUAAUGUUCAGUAUAAUAAGUUUGAUGGGCAUUAGACAUUCCAAUGUUUUCACUUUCACUUAUUUACAUUUUCUUCUGCCUGCGAAGUAUUACCAAAAACUUUGUUGUAUAAAAUUAAACAGAUAAUAAAAAUAAAAUAAUCAACAGUACUUAGAUCAUUUUAUAAUAAGUAGCUAAACUAGAGAUUGACUGAAAGUUGACAAUAUUACUGUGGUCUCAUUUCAAUAAUGUGCUAUAAGUAUUUUACACUUUACAACGUGAAAAACAUACAACAGUGUUGAACGAUCGAGGCUAAUAGAGCAUUGUUUUAAGAGAUUCGUUAGUGUUUUGAGAGUGUAUUUACAGUAUAUCAGGAUUCUAGAAUAAUGUGUGUUGUGAUGCGCUCUAAAGGGCGUAUAGUGCUGAAUAAGGAUUUAAAGGGUUUUAUUCUUUGAUUAUAUAAACUCCUAGAUAGAGCAAUCCGAAUAAAUCACGCAAAGACAGCGGCUCAUGUUUUACGCAAAGUGUGCGUGACUCUUAUGUCAGAUUGUACCAAAGCAGUCGAAUGUGUGCGUGUGUAGCGACGAGCUUAUCUGCCAUAUGUAGUAGAUAUUUUUUGUGACGCUUCCGUGCAGUUACUACGUACGGUAUCUAGGGUGUAUAUGAUCAAAAAUUUUAUAUAAACUCGCUUAGUAAAUAAGCUAUCUUUCCUGACCAAAUAGUGUCCCAUCAGUUAGUCAUUAGUAUCGUUACGCACAUGCGUAAAACAAAUAACAUAAAAAACUUGAGCCUCGCAAUCGUUUUUAAAAUUAUUAUUUCAUUGUUAAUUUAUAAUUCAAAUUAGAUGUGGCUGAGCUCAAAUAUCUCAUUUUAUCAAGUUUUAUUAAGAACGACGAACGAAGAAGACAACACGUGAGUUUUAGCAGCAUAUUUUUUUAGUAUUUAGUAAGUCUUUCAGAGCGGCUAAAAGCCUUGUUAAACUUAGUUACAAUCAAUUACACGAGUGCGAGGUUCAUUAUGCUGUGCCUUGGGACACAUAAGGGCUAAAUCAUGUAAUGGUGUAAAUCAGUUCGAAAUUGAAUGCGAUUAUAAAAGAAAACCGCUGAAAAGGAAAGCUAUAUAAAAUAUUGUUACUAAACAAAGACGUAUUUCUCGGAUAAUUAAUAUUUAAAACAUUUACCAUAUUAUCUAAAUAUAUCUCGGCUGGGAUAUGUGUAGCUACACAUUGGUGUCGAUUAUGGCAUUAUUCUUUUAACUUAAAAUUAAAUUAAACAUAUCUCUCCUUUUCAUUCUGUAAAGAGAAUGACAAGGAUGCACUGUUGUCAAAUUUGAGUUUAGGUAGAGAAAAUCCAUGCCAGAAUCGACACCAUUGGCACAAAUAUUAAUAUUAAUGUGUAUAUUUAGAGUACCAUAAUCCUGUUCCUCACACGCUGUGCCAAACGUUAAUUAACGUAUACCCUAAAGUAAACAGACCCUUGUCUUCCAAAUAUAAUGUAUCAAUAAAAAAAGAUAUUGACUGAAUCACUCGAACCAUAUACGGACCCUUAAUGUUCAUUAUAAUCUUAAGCAUUUGUUUUGUAAACUAUCGUAGUCUGCGGUGUGUCUUUUUUCACCGCAGUCAUCGUAUUUUAUAUGAAUAAGAACAACAAAACACAUUUUGUACAAUAAUGUUUUAAAUUAGCUAUUACAAUAACUUAGUCAUAAAUAAAAAAAAUAAGUUAAUAAACACUGAAUUAACAUGAUUGUUUCAUUCUUGGUUUUCGAAUAGUAAUUGUGAUUUAGGAUAGUUUGCUUCGACGUUCUUGAGUAUCUUAAGACCUUCUGCAAAAGAAAAUGCACUUAUUGAAAGUUUCUGGCGCAGUACGACGUCCAUACUAAAGUAAGAAACCCAAAAGUGUGUUACACUUUUACGCGUUGUAAGUCUGAACCGAUUUUUAUGAAUUUUGGUAUUGAGAUAAGAGACCUCGGAAAAGAUUUAGUAUUUUAUUUAUUUAUUUAUAUCACAAAACAGAGUUACAGCAAGCAAAAUGGUAAAAGACAUUAAGAUAAACAAUUGAAAAUAAAUACUGAACUCCAAUAGUAUCUGCAAACAACAUGCUCAUACAAGUAUAUUACACAAUAACCAUACAUUAUAACAUGAAACGUAUUAACAUAGAGAUAAGAAAAGCGAGGUAACUAAUGUAACCGUGACCUUUAGCACGCCCUUUUCUUCGCAGUUCGGCGAUUCUCUCAGCUUCAUUGUCCUGUUGGAAAACUUUCUCCUUCUUUUGCGCUUCUUCUUGUGCUUGUUUCAACAACGAUUCUUCUAUAAAUGUUAAUUCUGCAAGUAUUAAGAAUGCUAAAAUCACAAUCGCUUAAAUCUAUAGCAUCCAAAGGCGUAAUUCCCUAACUGAUAUGCCAACUGCGAUACCUUUCAAUUUGACAUUUGAAAGAAUUUUCCAAUCAACCACAUAAAAAUAUGUUCACAUAGUUUCUACAAUUGAAAAGACUUUUGCAUAUAACACAACUCAAUUUACCAAACUCUAAUUCAAAAUUGUCCAAAGAGGAUUCCUUUUUGGUCUGAAAAUAACAGCCUAUAAUUUAUUCUGACGAAAUAGGAAUCUAACGAAUAUAUUCUAAAACGAAGCUUGGCAGGAUCAUACGAUCACGGGGUUUCCGAGACCCUGAGUCCAAAAACUAAAAGAAUAUAUCUACAGUGUAUAUUUGUAAUUCAGAAAAGUGUUUUUAAAAUCUUAAUAUUAACUAACUGGUGAGCCUAGAGUCCAUGCCGAUCCAAGGCCCUUCAAAGAUUUCGUCUGCCGUAGGGCGCGCUUUGGCAUCGGGUUCCAUGAGCUGCGUUACCUGCUGCUUGCAUUCAGUUGACAGCUGAUUCACUACAUUCGUGCGGAAACGCCAUUUGCGUGUUAACUGCGUAACAGAAAUAAUGUAAUGAUCUUAUAAUGAAUUUAUAUCAACUGGUAAAAAAAUAGGCUUUUACAGUUUCCGCCAUUACAUUGCAGCGGCAUUAAAACAGGUUGGGUGGCAACGCGUAUUCAACUAUAAUAUAUUCUACAUAAGGUCAUUUAUUCUUGUGUGACUAUAUAGGUACUAAGGCUCACCGCUACCGCAAUGCAGUAUGUACAGCUGCUUACCUGUUUCUCAUACAACUUUUUCACAGAGGCCUCAUUAAAUGGUAAAGCUUUAUUCAGCAUUGUAUAGAGAAUGACGCCGAUGGACCACAUAUCAGCCAUUUUAGGUAGGUAGGGCACGCCUUUAAGCACUUCCGGAGCAGCAUACGACAAUGACCCACAGUAAGUUUCGCUCAACACGUCGCGGUCCCGCUGUCGAACGUUGCGUGCAAAACCAAAGUCUGUUAUUUUCACAUUAUAAUUGGCUGUGAUCAAUACGUUUUCACAUUUCAAAUCUCUGUGCGCUAUAUUCAAUGUGUGAAUGUACUGGAUCCCGGAUAUUAUCUGUCUCAGCCAAAGUCUGCUCUGGUUCUCUGGUAUCGGUCCGUUCUGCGUUAGGAAGUCGAGCAAGUCCCCGUUUUCGGCGAAGCGCAGAAAUAUAAAGUAUUUGGCUCGGCGUUGGAAUAUGUUGGAGACGUGGACUACAUGGGGAUGAUUGAUGCGUAUGAGCACGUCAAGCUCGCGCGGUAGAAACUUUGUUAGGUAAUCGCGUGGUGCUGAUGCUGUGUCGAUAACCUUGCAAGCCAAAACUGAAUGUCGGGUCUCGUCAAUCAUGUGUGUCGCUUUAUAAACCUGUUAAUAGAAGUUUGCGCACUGGUAAUACGUAAUUACACAAUAUUAAACGUAAUAUAAUGUUUAUAUUGAAGGGUUGAUGUUUACACCGAAUGUUUUCUUAGUAUGUUCUGAAGAAUAUUUAUAUAUACUUAACAGUACAAACAAAAUUUCAGAAAAUAAAGUUACUAAACCAUUAAAACAUAUCCAAGAUAGCAGUAGAUACACAGUUACAGUGUUUUAAAAUCCGAAGUUGUUUCUUGAAAUAAGUCGUACCUUGUAGUGUCGGAGGGGAGUAUGCUAUUAGCUUUAUUUCAUAAAACAUAUGAUAGAUCGCUACGUUAGUAAAAUGGGAAUAGGUAAUGAAGUUUAAACAGAUGUUACUAUUAAUAAUAAUGCCUACCUUAGCAUAAGACCCUUGACCGAUGCUUUUUUCUAAUAUGAAACCCCUUUCUUCCAAUACGAUUAAAUCAGAUGGUGUAGCACAGAGAUCUACUUUUUCGGUCAUCGGGUCUAUUUGCAUGUUUCCGUUUAUUUCAUUUUUACUUUCGUCGGUACCAUAGCUGAUUGCAUAUGGCUUAUUUUAAAGGUAAUGGUUGAAAUUGGUGAUCAUCUUGUUGAUUUAUUUCUGUUUACAUCUUGGGAAUUUGAUUUCUGUAACUGUCACUUUCUAAUUUCUUUUUGUCUGUCAUCUCUGUAAAGAUGUCAAAGAUAAUAGAACCUUCCCAUUUAUAAAGUUUUGAUCUAAAAAGUUUUAGAGAAGAGUCAUAUUAGGGGAGAGGGUAGCCCAAGCGGGAAUAAAGGCGUUUACUCGAGCGCGGCAGAAUAAUAAAACCUUGCACCUUGUGAAGUACUCCCACUAUACCUGAGCGUUUUAUAUGCGGUACCAUACUAGAAUCUGCUGGAACUUUUGAGAUAUCAGCUUUGUCAAAACGGCGGCUUUUAAAUCUCAUAUUUUCUUUUAUAAAAAGUAACUAUUUCAUCUUUCAUGCAAAAGGGUGGUACAGUGGUCAGUUUGAUUCUAAACCGACUCGGUUAAAAGUUCUAAAUAGUAAUUAUGAAACUAUAACUAAUAAUAAGUAUAUUUUGUACUUGUUUUAGAAUUGGUAUAUACUUAUUUCGAACGAAAACGCAUUUAUUAAUUGUAAUAAUAAGUUUUAUUUACCAAAAACUUUUAGCAUAAAUAUGCGUCGUAAAAAGUGAUAUUAAAUAGGAAGCGUAACAGGUGUACUUAAAAAAAUUAAAUAACUGUUAUAAUGAAAUAAUUUAACUAUAUGUGCCACGUUAUUAACAAUAAAGUGAUAGCACCAACAUUACUCACCAACCAUAGAUAUCGCAGAGUACAGGGAGUAAGUUUUACAUUUUUACUUACUUAAUAAUUUAACACACUACGAAGCCGACGAAGCAUUAUUUGUUAUUGACAUAACAGUUUUAUCAGGGAGACCAUCUCCCUCUUUUUCGGGCUUUUCGGGAUCAGCAUCCUUUACAAGUUGACUUCUUUCAUCCCGUGCUUUUUUAUAUGCCAUUGUUUCUUGCGCUGACCACUCUGAAAAUUCAAAACUUUUACCAACGUAAAGUCACCUCCGUGUUUAAAGGUAAUAUCUAACGCUAAACAAUUUACCUAAUAAUCUAGAGUCCAUAGCUAUCCAUUCGCCGUUUAUAAUUUUAUCAACUUUGAUUCUGCUCAAUUGGUGUGGAUCUAACAUUGCAGUCACUAAACGUUUGCAGCUGUCAGAUAUUGUGUCUGCAUAGCGUGAACGAAACUUCCAAUUUCUGCUCAUUUGUGCUUGAUACAAUGGUUUUAUCUGCUUAUCUUCGAAAGGCAUUGCUCUGUUUAACAUAACGUAAAUGACUACUCCGAGGGACCAGAUGUCUGUGGGUUUUGGAUGGUAUGGUACACCUUGCAAUAUCUCAGGAGCAGUAUAUGACAGAGACCCGCAAAAUGUUUCACUAUAUAUAUCAUUCAUUUUCUUGUCCACACAUGAGCGGGCGAAUCCAAAAUCUGAUAGUUUUGCGUUAUGGUUAGCUGUUAGUAGAACAUUUUCGCAUUUAAUGUCUCUGUGGGCUAUUUCCAGUUCGUGCAUAUAUUGUAUUGCCAGAGCCAACUGACGUGCCCAUAUCCUGGCUUGAUCUUCUUGCACUGCUCCCUUUUGGAGUAUGUACUCUAACAAAUCUCCAUGCUCCAUAUAUCGCAUAAAUAUGAAAUAUUUGUAUCUCCGUUGAAAUAUGCUGUGAGUGUGUACCAAAUGUGGGUGGUUCAGUUUUAUGAGCAUUUCUAUUUCUCUUGGCAGAAACUUUUUGACGAAGUCUUUGGGGGCCGUAUUAGUGUCGAUAACUUUGCAUGCUAAUAUUGAAAGUUUAUCGUUUUUACUAGGAUUUCUGUACUCGGCAAGAUAAACCUACAGCAAACAUUGAAAAAUUAAGAAGUUAGUAAGUUUUAGUGACAACUACCUACUUACAUCUAUCAUAUACCUUCGCGUAUGAGCCUUCAUUAAUCUUUUUAAUCAUUUUAUAACCACGCGUAGCCAGUGUCAAUUGCUCGGAUCCGGUCAGUUUUAAGUCUUCAUCGAUGUAAAACUGCAAAAUUCUGUUUAUUACAUUUGAAAGAUAUGCUAAUUCAUACAAAAUAUUUUUACCAUUGCAAUACCUACUUUUGUCUUUCCCUCCAUUUAAUCUGGAUUCCUUUGUUUUGCAGAUAUAGUUGCAAGGGAUUUUAACAUUUCACUGGGCUGGGGAUAAAAUAGUUUUUUAAGACAUAUUAGAAGAUUGAAUAUUUGGUGUUCUAUCUUUUAGAAAAUGAUUUCCAACAGAGUUUAAGUACUUACUCUGUACCCUGAUCUUCUCUGUGGCCCGUCGAGAAUGUCCCCCUGCCUGUUUGGCGGAUUACGGUGAGAAUCAGAUAAUCUUCGACGUUCUUCUUUCGCUCUCUUUAACGCUGACGCUUCUACUGCAUUUAACGCUACGUAGAAGUAAUAUGUAGUUAAUUAUUUAAACCCUGUUAUUAAGAACAGUAUCACAAUCGAUAAUUUACGCUAAGAAAAUGCUAUUUACAUAAUGGAAAAAUAUAUCUGGGCACCAAGUUAAAAUGAAAAAGUAUACCUAGGUAUACUUAACAAAAAACUUACAAGUUAAUCUACUGUCCAUAGCAAUCCACUCGGAACCCAAAACUUGAGUAGCGGUGUGCCUUAACCCUGGAUCAGGCUCCAGCAAAUGUUUUACCACAGUUUUACACUCCAGCGACAGAAUGCUAGCGACGCGCGAUCUGAACCGAUACUUCUUGCCCAUCUGUUGUUCAUAAAGUUUUCGCAUACGCGUAUCGUCAAAUGGCAUCGAUUUAUUGAGCAUCACAAACAAAACUACUCCUAGCGACCAUAGGUCUGUCGGCUUCGGUUGAUAUGGUUUGCCUCGAAGAAUUUCAGGUGCAGCAUAGGACAUAGAACCGCAGUAAGUAUCGCUCCAAACCGGUUGGUCAUCGUCGUCUAAGCAUGACCUCGUAAACCCAAAGUCCGCUAGCUUUACAUUGUAGUUGGCUGUCAGCAAUACAUUCUCACACUUGAUGUCGCGAUGUGAAAUUUCCAAUUCGUGAAGGUACUGCAGCCCCAAAGCCAAUUGUCUCAACCACACUCUAGACUGAUUCUCAGACACAGAUCCGUUCUUCAGAAUGUACCCGAGCAAAUCACCAUUCUCUGCAAAUCUCAUGAAUAUGUAAUAUUUAGUUUUCCUCUGGAAUAUGCUAUGCGUAUGGACGAGGUGAGGGUGGCUAAGACGUAUGAGUACAUCUAUCUCACGCGGUAAGAAUUUUGCAACAAAAUCUUUGGGAGCCUUCGAUGUUUCUAUAAUCUUGCAUGCAAGCACUGUUUUUUGCGCCGGUCCUAUGAAAUCUGCUAAAUAUACCUGCGAGAGAAUUUAUACACCUAUUUACAUAGUAUAAUGCGAGUUACCAAGAGUUGUAGGUACCUGAGUCACUUCGAAGGCAAUAUCAGUAUCAAUAAAAUUUUAAAAAUUACCUAGGUACCUUAGCGUAAGCUCCUUCACCCAAAAACUUCGCCAGUUUAUAACCUUUAGAGGAUAGUGUAUUUUCUUCAGAUGGAGUAGUUUUCAAAUCGGUCAUGAUACGAACACGAAGUCGAGCACAGAGCUCUGGGACCUAUGGACAGCACCAUCCAAUAUUCUAGCGCUGAUGAUCCACUGGCACCCGGCAGAAAGUCAGGCAGCAUUUUUAAGUUUUGUAACUUUAUUGUGACAAGAAUUUUUAUACUAUUUACUUUACAUCUUGAUUACGCUUUCAUGUUGAAGUCUGUGUCAGACCUGUGACAGAUAAACUUCUAGGUUUGUGUCAGGCUGAAGGAUAGGUUUUUUUUAAGCUUUUGAUAGUGAAAAAGGUUAAAUAGAAAAUGCGGAAUUUCCAUAAUUUAUUAGGUAAAGGAAUGGCGAAAAAUCAUAAAAAGAAAUGUCUGAGAUCAGUCUUUAAUAUAAACUUUAUAACUCUCUGCAACACAUUAAUAAAUAAUUAUUAUACACUAUUCACACGUCUAUGCACCUGAGAAUAUAGUUUUUCACUUCUCCAUAACGGUAUUAAAAACUAGCAAAAUCGACACCAGAGUAAAGUAGUGAGAAAUCUCUUAAUAUAUUUUGCUUAGAAAUUCUAAACUUGUAACUGCUUUUUGCUCAGAAAUUCUCCUGCUAAAGAAAUCCUUUGCAGAAACGAAGGCGCCGGCGUAAGUAACAGCUCAUAUUUGUUCAUAUCUGGGUGAUCAGGGUACCUGUUCUCCCUUCGUAUUCUUUCCAGCAUAUGCUGAGGCUCACAUUUCGGUUUGCUUUUCCAGUCCUUAUUUAGGAACUCUUGUAUAACUUUCGGUAACAACUUGUAUGCCUCUUUUACUUUCGUAACACUCGGAGGCUGUAAUGUGUCCUGUGGCUUCUGUGCGACAAUUAUGUCAUCAACUUCCACAGUAGUAUUUGGUUCUGGUUUAGAGUUAUUCUUGUCUGUUUCUGAAACUUCCUUAUUAUCUUCUGUAUUCAGAUUACUGUUGUUAUAAUAACUGGUGAUGCGUUCCUUCACGAUACCUCUCAAAGUGGAAUCGUUAUUUUUUAUCUUUUCUCUUUCCGUCCCAUCGAUGUUGACGUAACCAGUUCUAGUUUCUGUUUUUAUGAGAACUUGAUUCUGAUCUUUCUUGUUUUCCUCCGAGACAUUUUCAGUAGUGAUAUUGCUGGUUUCGUCAAAUUUCGCUUCUGUUUGACUUUCCGUUUUGUUCGUUACAUUUAUAUUUGUCGUAGCAUCUAUCAUAGUCAUUAUUUGGAUGUUAUCCUCUUCUUCAAGAAUCUGAUAUAUUCGGUGUACUUCGCUGAUGUUUAUUCUGAAAAUAAUGACAAUAUUAGAUUAGGUAGACGGAUAAUUUGGUUCUAUAUUAU
This is a messenger RNA of Chilo suppressalis (striped riceborer), 14814 nucleotides long. The record is from the annotation of a GenBank genome assembly. NCBI's taxonomy places the organism in Eukaryota, Metazoa, Arthropoda, Insecta, Lepidoptera, Crambidae.